GGGUCUCUCGUCUUCCUUCCCCGAGCGCUUCUUGUUGCAGGAGGCGGUGGCGGAGGAGGAGGCACCAUGGCCGGCUUGGAGCUGCUGUACAACUCGGUGGCGCCCGAGGUGGAUUGCGGGCAGGACGCCUUGCUUUGCUUCGUGCAUUGGAAGCUCAUUACGCGCGACUACCGCUGCCUGGGCACCGGGGACCAGGCGGCCGCCAACGAGAGGAAGUCGGAAAUGCUUCCUGCCGGCUGGAACGCGGACAAGGAACUCUACACUCUGCGCUACCGACUGAAGGACGAUUCCCACGACCUGCUGGUGAAGGCCAUUUUGAUGGACAACAGCAUCAUUCUCAACGUCAUGGAUCCCAAAACCCAGAAAGUGGCCGAUCUGACCUUGAAAGUGACCGACUUUGUGGAUCCAGAACAUCUGGCAGAUUUUGACAAGGUAUAUCGGAACGUGGAGGAGUUACAGAACCAGAUUGUCCAUCACAUACUCUCCCCGUUUGAAACCUCAAAGAGGCCAACCGGCGCCAAGGAGAAAGAGCCCAAACGGGAGAGGAACCCCUCGCCGCCCAAUCCCCCUGACCACGACCCUCUCUGGAUCCCACCUCAGCAUCCUCACGGCAGCCGCCAGCCCAACUGGCCAGAUCCGCUCGAUCCGUUCAAUAUCGGCAGACAAGAUCUGGAUCCUUUGGCAGGCCGGGGUGGAGGAAUGAUCUUCGAUCCGCUUCGAUCGGGAUUUCGAAAUCCUGUCCUGGACCCCUCUUCUGGGCUCCCCAGCAGACUUCCCCCUGGUUCUGUUCCUCCAGGGGCCCGGUUUGACCCGUUUGGACCCCCAGGGGCCCACCGGCCUAGGCCUAAUCCCGACCACCUUCGCCCUCCGGACUAUGACGAUAUGUUCAUGUGACGACUGCCAAGAUUCCGCAUCUCUUUCCUGGCGUCUCGACGCUUAUCCAGAUGUGGAGCAGAGUUUGGCCUUUUCUGCAGUGAUUUUCUGCCCCGGCCCGCCGGUUUUGCUCCCCGUCCUAUAAAAACCAAAGAGAAAAAAAGGGCACCCCAUUUUUCUUUCAGCCUCUAGCCUUUUUCUCUUUCUCCCUCCGGCAUUUACGUUCGAUCCAUCCGGGACGCAAAUUUGUACUCUGCUGUGUAGUCCCAAGAAUCCGCGGUGUUUAAAAGUCUAGAACCGUUUUCAAAAGCAGUGAGGUUCAAUGCCAGAACCUCAGCUGAAGUUUCGGUCCGUAUCAGGACGGUUAACCAGGUUUAAUCUCAAACCCAAUUUGUAACGAAAGGUGAUCGAGCUGCAGGAGGGUAGGUCAACCGCCAAUAUCUUUCUUGUCCCGCGUUUUCAGAUCCUUCCAAUUGAUCGCGGAAAUGAACGGCCCUCCCGUACGAGGAGCUUUGUUACGUGCCGCCCAAAUUUUGGUGGCGAUGUGAUCUAGCAAACUGUCGCCCUUUUCUUCACUUCCAACCCCCUUAAGUUUCCUCACCCUUGCCCCAAAUUCAUGGAAUAUGGAGAUACUGAAAUGAGAACUUGGAAAGACUGAGGUGAUUUAACAGCUAAUGGGCGGUAUUUGGGCCAAGGCUGCCAGCCGCCGACUGUUGUUUUGGGGAGUUGAGAGGCUUGUUCAAAGAACUGCUUUAGUGAGGAGAGAUCUCUGAGCCUAUCACCACCACCUCAUCUUCAAACACAACACAACCACACAUGUCUACAUCCCCAAAGAUGGCUCAAUCGAACUGGUUCUGCUGGUAGGCCAUGUUGUCACCUCGGUGCCCAAUUCCACUUGGAAAAUGGCUUCCUGUCACCUGACCGGUGUCUCCAUUACAGGUUGCACUUAGUUGUUGCCUUAAAAAAAACAAAAAAACCACACACAAUAAAAUGAACAACGAACCUCGCUCUG
Pseudonaja textilis is the source of this 1885-nucleotide messenger RNA. It is a transcript of the gene PSMF1, whose product is annotated as proteasome inhibitor subunit 1. NCBI's taxonomy places the organism in Eukaryota, Metazoa, Chordata, Lepidosauria, Squamata, Elapidae. Gene Ontology annotation, biological process: proteasome-mediated ubiquitin-dependent protein catabolic process. Gene Ontology annotation, molecular function: endopeptidase inhibitor activity; proteasome binding. The record is from RefSeq and is a predicted model, not a curated record.